Messenger RNA from Erigeron canadensis, 1300 nucleotides. Its product is annotated as putative S-adenosyl-L-methionine-dependent methyltransferase Mjls_1072. The record is from RefSeq and is a predicted model, not a curated record. The transcript has 2 exons. Bases 104 to 1201 code for a protein of 365 amino acids. Gene Ontology annotation, molecular function: methyltransferase activity. Gene Ontology annotation, biological process: methylation. Lineage: Eukaryota; Viridiplantae; Streptophyta; Magnoliopsida; Asterales; Asteraceae.
UUUUAUGAGACAUUGAUUUUGUGUGUGGCUCUCUUUUCCCUUAUCCCCUUAAAAUUAUGAUCAUUUCUUAACAAAAUAAACCCCACUUCCCCUUUCAUUUCAAAUGCAUUACCCUCUUCCUUCAACUCCUUCUAUUUACUCCCUCAAAACCCAACAAACUAAACUAGAUAUUAGCAUAAACGUGACUGUUAACAUGGAGAAUGGGGCUCUCCCGGAUCACCAGAACUGGCCACAACCGGGGUUGUUGUAUAAUGAAGCGCUAAGGGAACUCCAUGCAACCAUUGAGAAUAACUGGGACUCGGUUAAGCAGUCAGCUUGCCAGACUGCGGCUGGGAGGGCACUAUGGAAGCAUGUGGUACAUGAUCCUUUAGCUGAGGUGUUUGCGGGUGAAACAUAUCUGAAUAGUCUUUAUGAGAAGAUCAAGAAAGAUAGGUUGAGCAAUGCGAGAGAAGUUUCGGGGGUGAUUCUCGCGGUUAGGACUUUAUGGUUUGAGUCAAAGCUCGAGGCUGCUGUUAAGUCUUUUGGUGGUGCAGCUCAGGUUGUUCUUCUUGGUGCAGGAAUGGAUACAAGGGCAUAUCGGUUGGAGUACUUGAAUGACAGUGAUGUUUAUGAAAUCGAUUUUCCAGAGGUGCUGCAAAUGAAAGACACGAUGUUACAAGCAGCAACUGACUCAAUAAAUGAACCGAGUCAACUGAUGUUGACUGCAAAAUCGCUUAGAAGAAUAGCGGCAGAUAUCAGAGAUGAUGACUGGUACAAGAAGCUUCAGGGGUCGGGCUUCAUACCUGAAAAGAGCACUGUGUGGAUUCUUGAAGGGAUCAUCUAUUAUCUUCCUCAUUCUCAAGCUAUGGGAGUAUUGAAGACGAUAGCUGAUAAUUGCAACAUCACGCAGACGGUUUUGUUAGCUGAUUUCAUGAAUAAACAGUCCACCUCACUCUCCAAAUCCAACUUCCAUUUCUACAGUGACUGGCCUGAUCAUCUGCUUCCUUCUUUAGGGUUUUCUGAUGUGAAACUUUCACAAAUUGGAGACCCAGAUGCUGAUUAUGGUCUGUUGCAUGAUCCACUUAAUCUGUUUAACAAGCUGCGUGGCUUGCCGAGGUCAAUCCAAAAUAAUCCAGAAGAUGGAACUCCAUGCUGUCGGUUGUAUUUGGUGCAGGCUACUGGUUCGCCCAACCAAACAAUCUCGAGAACUGAUUCUUCAUGAGCAGAGAUAUGCAUAUCAGACAGUCGAUUAUAUAUAGGUUUAUUGGCAUUAAUGUGAUUCUUUAUAGAAGCAAUAAUACAGUACUCCGGAGUUUACUAA